AUGGCGAAGUAUGUUAUUGCUGGAAAGGCAAAUUGCCCCUUUUAUUCUAAAGCAGAGCUUCUUGCCGAUGAACUUUCGUUGAACUUACCAGAUUUUAAAGUCCACAAGAUCGUCAAGCAGCCAGAGGAUUGGGAAGGUUGGCUAAAAGAAACCUGCGAAGAAAAAGGAUGGAAACAUUCUAGUUCUCCUCUUGUUUGGAGGGAGCUUGUCGAUCGAGGUGGAGCAGGUAUUCUUCUUGGCGGAUGCGAUGACUUCUUAGAAAUGGCCAGAGGUUAUUAUGGCAUCACUUCGGUUAAAAUGAGUGACGAACUGUUAAAUAUCGCUGACGAAAACCUUCAAACAAAGAUCGAAAUUGAUGCCGAAGAGGAACAGAGAAAGGCAGCCAUUAAUCCGUUACGAAUUUGCGUGUCUGGAGCAUCUAACGCGUUUGCUUAUGGUGUUUUGAGUUAUUUAGCUCAAGGAGAAGUGUUUGGGAUCGACCAAGAAUUGAGUAUUUAUCUGCUCGACAAGGCUGACUCUCAGGAAGUUCUUAAAGGUACAGCAAUGGAGAUCCAAGAUUGUGCAUGGCCUUUGCUCAGAGAUGCAGUACAGACAUCGGAUCCAGCGAUCGCUUUCAAAGAUGCCAGCGUGGCUGUUCUGCUCGAUGGCAUUCCCCUUGAAGAAGGAGUUGAUAAAAAGGAGCAACUUCUCGCUAAUGCUAAAAUUUUUAAGGCCCAUGGAGAGGCCCUUGAUCAAUAUGCUAAGAAAGACGUGAAGGUGCUUAUCGGAGGGGGGCCGGCAAGUGUCAACGCUUUUGUCGCCAGUAAAUUUGCUCCCUCAAUACCUAAGAAAAAUAUCUGUGCCCUGGCUCGUCUCGUGGAAAAUAGGUCUAAAGGGCUCUUGGCCAAAAAACUGAAUGUCAACACCGCAGGAAUAAAAGAUGUCAUUCUUUGGGGUAAUAUUGGUGUUCUUACUACAGCAGACCCUAGAAAUGCCAGGGUCCAUGGCUUUGAUGGUGCCAUCUGGGGACCACAUAUUCCUGGAUUCACCCGACACGUACCAGAAAUGGUCCAUGAUGACAAAUGGCUGGCAGGAGAGUUUUUAGAAACCUUAAAAAAGCCCAUGAAUACUGCCAAAAGCCCAAAAGGGACCCCUCCCUUGCCAGGGAGCUUCGCUGUGUUAACUCAGCUUCGUGAUCUGUGGCAAGGGACAUCGUCAGAGAUUUACUCUCUCGGGGUGUCCUCUGAAGGCUGGUAUGACCUCCCUCAGGAAAUCUUCUUUUCUUUUCCAGUUAAGUUCGGACAGGGCUCUUGGAAAAUUGUUGACAACAUUCCACUUGAUGACUCUCUGAAAGCACAACUGUUGGCAAUUGCUGAAGAGCUUAAGAACGACUGCGAAGAGAUUUUGAAUAAGCUUAGUUCAGUGUCUUGA
This is a messenger RNA of Pocillopora meandrina, 1410 nucleotides long. The record is from the annotation of a GenBank genome assembly. NCBI's taxonomy places the organism in Eukaryota, Metazoa, Cnidaria, Anthozoa, Scleractinia, Pocilloporidae.